AUGGAAGAGGAGCUUAGCGACCAUGAUGUGGGGCAAGCUUUGUACCCUAUGCUACACGAUAGGACGAACUACAAUCAGGCUCACAUAAAUGGAUAUACGAAUAAAAAAGAUGAGGUUCAAAUUCCUAAUCUUCCGCGUACUCCCAUACGCCGUUAUUGGCACACCAACGCCGAUAACUUUUCACUAUAUCGAAAAAUUAACACAUUACCCGAUACUACAAACAAUUCUAACAAACCAAAACCACAAGAUAACAUUAACGAGUCUAAAUCUGUAUCCCAAGAUUUGGCACCAUUGAAAAGUAAACUCCAAGAACAACUCCUUCAAGUAUGUCAAUCUUCUAAAAACGAAAAACAAAAUUCUACUGAAAAAGCAGAUUUAUCUAUCUUCCAAUUGCCUGUACCUAGCAAUUUAAAGAAAACUAUUGAGAUCUUGGAUAAUGAUGAAUGCCAUGUUGUAAGUGUUGAAUCAAGUGAUGAAGAUGAAGUGAUUGAGGUAGCAUUGCCUCCAAAACCUACUAUAACUAUUGAAAGUUCUGAUGAUGAAGUGUUGCUUCAGUCAUCAUCUGAAAACAAAAAUGCUAAACAGAUGGACAACCCAAUAUCAGACAGGGCAGUAUCAUCUAGCCCCGUCCCGUCAAUUGUAUCUUCUGUAUCAGAUGAUUUCAUCAGAGGUGACUGUAUUGCACUUAAUAUCUCAUCCCGUCAUGUCAAUAAUGAAAGUUUUGACUUUAGCCUGCAUGGUUCUGAUCUGAAUAUACAAAAACCAUCAAAGAAAAAGCGAAAAAAAAAGAAUAAAGAUACUGCAACUUCUACACCCUUGCAGACUCAAAAGGAUAUACCAAAUCAAAAUCAAAUUGAAUCUUGCUUUGCAACACCUAAGAGCAAAGCUAAGAAGAAGAAAAAAGCAAAAACAAAUAAAGUUGGUCCAAUCCAACAAGCAGACAUUUAUGAUUCAGACAGCAACCAUUCUACUAAUGAAGCUGCAAAAAAUCAGAAGACAUAUCUAGUUACAGAAAAAAGCUUGCCAAGUACAGAUGUGUAUGAGUCUGAUUCUAAUCAGUCAGAACAACAAAAAGACCAGAAAAAAGACACUGAAAUAUCCAGCACAGAGAUUGACAGUUCUGAUGGUAGUGUUCCAGAGAAGCAAGAUGGUAUAUCAGUUGCGGAAGAUUUCAUCUCCAUAAUAAACCAUUCAGACCUUGUUGAUCUCACUGCUCCAGCACCUGAAAUUGAUGAAAAUAUUGUCAUGGGAAAUGUUACUGGCUUUUCAGGAGAAACAGUUGAUGAUUUCAAUCUGUCCAUAGAUGGUUCAUGUAGUUUGGGUUCAACAAAAAUUCCUGCAAUCCUUUGUGAAGAUCUUGAUUUUGAUAAUUUAAAAGGCAAAACUCAGAUGUCUAAACGACGACGGUACUCUCUAACAACGCUACGAGCAGAGAUGGAUAAGUUCUAUAAUGAAAGCUGGGGCGGUGAAAACUUUAAUCAUAGAGAAAUACAGAAAAAUAUGUCACGUGAUAAAAGUCUGUGGGUUAUUGACCCAAAGGAUAAAAUGCCACCAACAAAAAGAAAAGUGACAUGUAACUACUGCAACCGGUCAGGUCAUCGUGAUGACAUGUGCAGAGCUAAGCCACCUGUCUGCUAUAUGUGUGGCUCCACGGGACACUAUGAGACUCGAUGUCCCCACAAGAUUUGUGUCAAUUGCGGUUCCCCGAAUCACAUAUAUUCGAAUAUGUGUCGCAAUUGUGCGAAUUGGCGCUACAUUCGCUGCUCGGAGUGUGGCCAAGGAGGGCAUCCGGCUUCUCACUGCCCUGACCUGUGGAGACGAUAUCAUGAUACGACCGACUUGUCUAUGGCACUUGAAGAGAACCACCAAACAAAGAAACAUUACCAACACUACUGCAGCGGCUGUACCCGCCGCGGUCAUCUCGUCCACAGUUGCCGUAUCAGCCAUUUCUUCUCGGGCCUCCCAAUUAACGCUCCUUACGUGUUCUCCUACAGGCCCCUCUUUACUUUUAACUCCAACGAAAACUCAGACCUUAACGUGAGAUCCUGCCAGCAAGACAUCACUGUCGACUCAAACAAAAUCAGCAAAAAACGCCAAUCCAAAUCUCCAGUGGCUCACGACACUCACCAACCAAAGAGGAGAAGCUUUUGCUCCGAGUCUGAUGGAAAAUUACUCAAUAGCCCCCUCAACCCAAAUAAAAAUCAAGUCGCGGCUGUCUCUAAUACUUCAAAUAAAACACCAGAAAAUCCGAUUGAAACUGGGAAAACCAAAUCUUCGAAUCUUGACGAGCAAGGUCACAUGAUACAAGACAACGAAGUUUCCGACACGAGUGAAGUUAUAACAUUAGCUCGAAUUUAUUUAACUAAUGAACUCAGAGACGCCCUAAUCACAGAUGAGGGUAAAGCGUGGCUGGAGAACGCUCAAGAGAAGAACCAAAUCACUCUCGACUGCAGUGACGCCGAUGUUCCAUUCUUAAACAUCAAAGGCACUAUUGGCAAUCAAGAGGCGUUCCAAACGGAACUUCGCGAGUGGACCAAAUCGAAACAAUUAAAUAACUGCACUAUCGACAUUGAGAACACCUCGCCUAACUCGCUUCAAUCGAGCGAUAUUCCCAAAAACAAGAACGCCUUGUUGCGAAAAUUGAAGAGCUCACUCAACUCUUUGAAAAAAUUCUUGGGAGAACCGACUUUGCUAUACAAAGAGUUGACGUAUCAUCAAAACCGCCGCGGCCAUCUUUUGAAGGAAAAAGUGGUGAGCAGUGCCGCGUUGGGUAAUAACAGAGAUAACAUUAGGGGUAUGAUGAAGAAACUCAACAUGGUUUUACUUGGACAAGCCGGGCUCGCGGGUGGCUUGCAUCAUUUGCAUCAACUGAAUAUGCUCCAAGAAAAAAUAACUAACCUGAGACAACAAACAGUUUCCCAAUCGCUGCGGGACGAAAUUGGAAAGCAUUUCCAUUGUAUUUUCUCCGCCUUUCCCCGCGACGAUUAUGCGGAACUCGUUCAAAAGUAUAAUCUGAUUAAAAACGGUCCUUCCGUUUACAAGAAGAAAAAUAAUAAUGUGACGUUCCCCGUUCGUCCCAAGCAGUUUGCAGUUUCGCCUUCUGUGAACAGUAUCCAAAAAAAGAAAAUCCCGAUCACAGAUGAUCCAUCUACACAGCAAAAACAAGCAGUGACGAAUGUCUCUAACAAACUAAUGUUCUGCCUGAAUAGGGUAAAACAUUUUCAAGCACUCGAUUCGAAGUCCCUGAAGGCCCGCCACCAACUCGACCGAAAACUUCGUCUUGGUAUUGCGAAAUUGGGCAGGCUCAAUCGCAUGUCUGGGAAAAUUAGAAAGAAGAUGAAGAAAAUACAAUGGGAGGCGCAAUCCUUCUUGUCUACGAUUUAA
Pieris macdunnoughi is the source of this 3384-nucleotide messenger RNA. The record is from the annotation of a GenBank genome assembly. NCBI's taxonomy places the organism in Eukaryota, Metazoa, Arthropoda, Insecta, Lepidoptera, Pieridae.